Aaosphaeria arxii CBS 175.79 is the source of this 558-nucleotide messenger RNA. RefSeq lists its product as uncharacterized. The record is from RefSeq and is a predicted model, not a curated record. The coding region runs from base 56 to 274 and encodes 72 amino acids. Lineage: Eukaryota; Fungi; Ascomycota; Dothideomycetes; Pleosporales. The transcript has 2 exons.
CUCGAAUACCAGGUAGCACCACACCACAGCCCUAAGCCCUGCCCUUACACGCAACAUGAACCAACGAGCCAACCGUCGACUACCUAUCGAUGCAUUGAGCGGACUCGGAGAUCGGAUUCUUGUCCCAUCAUCGACUCAGUGUCUCAAUCCCCGACCCCCCGUACUACUCAUCUACAAGACCCUCCCUACGAUGCCUAUCGUGACCUUGUGCGCAACAGUGACACUCCGUCUUUCAUUCAUAGCAAUUAUCGGAUGUCCAUGGGCGUAUUCAUAGCAUCUGUGCCCUCCCGGCCCGUGAUCAAUUUGGCCAUGUCAGGUCAUGUAAUAAAACAUCCGACGCAUCACCAUCGCACUACUCUGCAGUUUGCAACUCGUUCUCGUACGAUCCUCCUGCGGUGGCUUUUCUCGCUAUUUCUGCGCUCAGUGGCUUUUCGUACCAUUUCUGUCUUCACUACUGUUACAGGCUUCGGUACAGCUGCCGUGCCCUAAAAAGAGGGUCAUGGUAGACGGUUGGGUGCUGCUGCAUGCCCGUAGGCUCAACCAAAUGUGCGUGUAUGA